This is a messenger RNA of Cornus florida, 1920 nucleotides long. Its product is annotated as heptahelical transmembrane protein 4-like. Lineage: Eukaryota; Viridiplantae; Streptophyta; Magnoliopsida; Cornales; Cornaceae. Gene Ontology annotation, molecular function: signaling receptor activity. The transcript has 4 exons. The coding region runs from base 357 to 1577 and encodes 406 amino acids. Gene Ontology annotation, cellular component: membrane. The record is from RefSeq and is a predicted model, not a curated record.
CCACAAUAAUCAAAGAAAAUGGCUCUAGGCAUCUCCGCAUCUCUCUAAGGCAUCUCCCCUCUCUCCUCAUAUACACGUGUUGUUUAUAUAUAUAUAUACACACACACACUUUUCCAUCGUUGGCGUCGGAGUUUCUGGUGCCAAACCUUGGUUUUGUUACCGUCUAUAUCUUCCCUUAUCGCUGGGUUAGUCAUUUGAUAGGCUCUCUUUCUCUCUCCUCAUUUUCUCCGUCUGAAAGGUCCUUUCAACAACUCGAUACAUACAUAUACAUAUAUAUAUGUAUGUAAUAGUAUAAAUUUGUCUCAAAAUUCCUCUUCCCGGAGUCCAUCACAGGUCGUGAUUCCUCAAUUUCAGGGAUGGGUAAGAAGAAGCAAGUUUGCGAGGAUUCAGAGGUGUCGUUGGAUGCAAUUGACGAGCAAUGUCUGAGUUCUCCGAAGGAAGGGAAGAGGAAGAGAUUGUGGAAGCAGGUUAGGUAUCAGCUGGUGGAAUACCACUCAUUGCCUGGGUAUUUGAGGGACAAUGAGUUCAUUGUUGGUCAUUAUAGGUCUGAGUGGCCGUUAAAGCAGAUUUUACUCAGCAUCUUCACCAUUCACAACGAAACCCUCAACGUCUGGACGCAUUUGAUUGGUUUCUUUAUUUUCCUUUCCCUGACAAUAUACACUGCAAUGAAGAUUCCAAAAGUUGUUGAUCUUUCUGAUGUACUGAAAAAAGCCGAUCUGCACAAACUGCAUGCAGAACUUAUGGCUUGCCUGCCUUCCUUACCCAACAUGCCGGAUUUGCACAGAUUUCGGGAGGAAUUGAAAACUUCAUUACCUACAAUUGAUUUGAUACCAUCACCGUCAAAUUGGCAUAUUAUAGAACUCCUCACCAAUUGUUUGCCUGAGCGAUUCUCCCAUGGCAACCAUACUGAUAUUUGUGUUCUGCAUAAUGUCAAGGAAGAUUUGGCAAACAUAAUAGCACCCUUGAUGAUGAGGCCAAUCACACGGUGGCCAUUUUUUGCCUUCUUGGGUGGGGCCAUGUUUUGCUUGCUAUCUAGCAGUACAUGUCACUUACUUUCAUGCUACUCUCAGCGUUUAUCAUACAUUAUGCUUAGGCUUGAUUAUGCUGGGAUUGCAGCCCUCAUCUCGACCUCCUUCUAUCCUCCUGUUUACUACUCCUUCAUGUGCGACCCCUUCUUCUGCAAUCUCUACAUGGGAUUUAUAACUCUCUUGGGAAUUGCCACAAUCUUGGUUUCUCUCCUUCCGGUUUUUGAGAAACCCGAAUAUCGCAGCAUUCGUGCAUCCCUCUUCUUUGGGAUGGGCGUAUCUGGCGUGGCUCCCAUUCUGCACAAGCUUAUCUUGUUCUGGGACCAGCCUGAGGCGCAUCACACAACUGGUUAUGAAAUUUUAAUGGGGAUUUUCUAUGGGGUUGGAGCGUUGGUUUAUGCCAUGAGGAUUCCAGAACGAUGGAUGCCUGGGAAAUUUGACAUUGCUGGGCACAGCCACCAACUUUUCCAUGUACUGGUAGUUGCCGGUGCUUACACCCAUUAUCAAGCAGGGCUUGUUUACCUCAAGUGGCGGGACCUUGAAGGUUGCUGAAUGAUUAAUUCGAUAAUAAUGGCCUAGAAGGGGGCGGCCGUCUUUGUUGGUGUACUGAUAGUUGAUAUAGGUGUGUAUAAAUGCGAGUAAGCAUCUGUCCUGUUGCAACAGUAUGAACUUCCUUAUUAAUGAAACGUGGAGUUUCUGUGAUCCUAUAGUUAUGUGUGUGGAUAUGCAUCUCUCUCUCUUUCAUGUACUAUUCGCAAAAGGUCAUUGAAUGACAUGCAAGUAGGUAGUUAUAAGCUGGGACGGGAUUGGAACCCAUUUCGUACUCGGCUUUCUGGGUUAAUUGUAAGCAAAUGUUGUUAGUAGUAAAUGAAAUUCCUAUUUGUUUUGUACAAAA